Messenger RNA from Drosophila mauritiana, 413 nucleotides. RefSeq names its product aspartate and serine-rich protein-like. The record is from RefSeq and is a predicted model, not a curated record. Lineage: Eukaryota; Metazoa; Arthropoda; Insecta; Diptera; Drosophilidae. The transcript has 2 exons. The coding region runs from base 131 to 391 and encodes 86 amino acids.
UCCACCUGCUAUAAAAGCUCAGCCAUUUACAUAGAUUUAGUUAGAACGUUUUCGACAAUCAAUCAAUCUACCAAAAUGAAAUUCUUCAUUGUCUUCUUCGCCUUGAUCGCAGUGGCCUUUGCCGCUGGCUAUGGACAACAGGGUGGACACGGCCAAGGUGGACGUGGUCAGCAAGGAUUCGGACAAGGUGGACACGGCCAGCAAGGAUUCGGACAGGGUGGACACGGCCAGCAAGGAUUCGGACAGGGUGGACACGGCCAGCAAGGAUUCGGCGGACAAGGUGGACAUGGCCAGCAAGGAUUCGGACAAGGUGGACAUGGCCAGCAAGGAUUCGGACAAGGUGGACAUGGCCAGCAAGGACACGGACGUUACUAAAAUACAGUCUAAAUAAAAAAAUUUUCCAAAUUUAAAAA